Molecule: messenger RNA, 1011 nt
Organism: Kwoniella shivajii
Lineage: Eukaryota; Fungi; Basidiomycota; Tremellomycetes; Tremellales; Cryptococcaceae
Exons: 2
Coding region: 1-1011 (336 amino acids)
Source: RefSeq, a predicted model, not a curated record
AUGGAUAACCAAAAGUCUCGCCUACCUCGAGCUCCGUCCAACCCCGCCAUCCGACCUCCCUCAAGCAUCUCCCGCUUGCCCGCUCCAGUACGUUUGAUCAAGCAAUCGAGCUUAUCUCGUCCUCCUUCUCUCCCUCUUCGAUCGACUAGACAGCCAGUUCUUUCCAAGAAUGGCUCAUCUGUCAUACCCUCUACACCUGCUGUACCAUCCAGAUUUUCACAGAGGACACUACUUCCCAGUCGGUCGACUUUGGCUUUGAGCAACCCUACACUUCCAUCCCCUGUUCGCCUUCGCACCAACCCAGCCAUUCCUCUUGCACCUAAACGCACCAUCUCGCUGGCUUCCAAGACGACCACUUCGGGAAGGUCGAAACCCACCCCUUCGUUAGAAUGCGAAAAGCAACAAUCGCAACACAUGUCUCAAUCUGGAAGUUCUACUGAUUUAAACAACUCCAAAGCCAUCCAUGUCUUUGAACCUGGCACGAAAGCGGCAUAUCGCUCUCAAUUAUUCGGGUUGCAUUCCAAGAACAGAACCGCAUUCCGUCCAAAAACAGGAUUUCUAGGGUUAGGCAGUCCUUCUCGAUCCACUCGGCUUCCUGCGACUCCAACAUCUCAUAAACGCUUUGAAGAUAUCAUCUCUACUCCGACAUUACCAAAAACCGAAUCCAACCGGUGGAAUUGUAUAGAUCCCGAUGAGCAGAUCAAAGACUUGGAGCUGAGCUUCGCAGAGGACGAAUCAACCGAUAUCUCAUUUGUAGAACCGUUGAAUUUCGGCUUUGCGACCAGUAGAUUUGCCUCUGAUCAAGCUUCGAUAGAUCCUAAUACCGAUGUAGAAGUCUUGGAUAGAUCAGAGAUAUACAUAGACCAUGGUCAAGGCGCCAGAAGAAUCGAGGCUCAAGGGGUAAAAGAUACAUGGGAACAGGUAGCAGGAGUUGGGGAAGGAGAUUUAGUGGAAAUUCGAACAAUGUUGGGGUUGGUCAAGACUCUAAUGCACGAGAUAAAUGGCGAAUGA